GUUCUCAUUAGAGAAGUGCCAUAUUGGUCGAAGAAAUGUGUUAUGCUUGUCUUACAUCAAAGAGAGGCACAGAUGGAACAGUCGUGUGCUUUUGUAUGUACGGUCUAAGAAGGAAACAGCAAUGAAAAUCAUCUUUACACAUUUAUAAAAGUGCAAAAAGAGGGUGUGGACACAAAUGCCACAGCAAAAUCAUUAUGUUUAGAAGAGUGUUCCUGGUUUGCUUGACAUUAUCGUAUGCAAAUAGUACUUUAGUUUUUGAAGACACAAAUGGUUAUCUGGAAAACUCACUAAAGAGCAACAACAAACCGGGUCGUGUUAAAAGAGAAUGGAUAUGGAAUCGGAUGACUGUGCCUGAAAAUUCACAUGUACUUCCAAAUUGUAUUGGCAAAAUAAAAUCAACUGCAGCAGAUAAUUCACAGUCAGUAAUAUACAAAAUAACAGGAGAAGGUGCGGAUACGCUUUUCCAAGUUAAUGAAACUGCAGGUGAUAUAUACGUAAUAAAAACACUGAACCGUGAAGAAAAAUCACAAUACAACCUGACUGCUAAAGUCUUGGAUAAGAAGACUGGAAAAGAGUUGGAUAAAUCUUCAGCGUUUGUUAUUCUAGUCUCCGAUGUCAAUGACAAUGCACCUGUUUUCUCACAAACUGUAUAUCAAGCAACAAUCCCUGAAAAUUCUCCAAAAGGAAAAUCUGUCAUUCAGGUGUCAGCAAAAGAUGCAGAUGACCCAACAGUCUGGACACAUGCGAAAAUUGAAUACCAUUUAUAUAAUGGCAGUGAAUAUUUUCAGAUUCACCCAGAAACAGGACGGAUUGACACAAAGCCAUAUACUUUUGAUAGAGAAAAAACUCCAAGUUACAUAAUUAUUGUUGAAGCAAGAGACCAAGCGGGUUCUGCCACAGGAUACUUAUCAAGCAAAGCCACUGUUAUAAUUUCCUUAAGUGAUGUUAAUGACAACCAACCAGCAUUUGUUAACGAUUCAUUUACCUGCACAAUAGAAGAAAGUAUUCCAGCUGGGUCUGAGAUUUGUAGAGUAACAGCUGUGGACCCAGAUGAGCCACAAAAUGCCAACACUGCAUACAGAUUUGCCCAAGAUAACAUGGAUAGUACAUUCAGCAUCAAGACAGACCCAGAAACAAAACAAGGAAUAAUUACAACUAAAAAGCCAUUGGAUUAUGAAAAACAAAAAGAAUACAGAUUCAGCGUAAAUGCAAAGGAUUCAGCGUUGCCACCACAAUAUCCCGAAUCACCAAGCAGUAGAGCGAGAGUCACUGUUUUCGUUAAAGAUGUGGAUGAGCCACCUGUUUUCCAACCACCUUUUAUUUUCCAAGUGUCUGAGAAUGCUUCUCUUGGAGGAGUUGGUGCAGUGAAAGCAAAAGAUCCUGAUAUGCCACAGAAAUCUAUCAAGUAUUCCAUAAAAAGCACCCAUGGCACUGGAGAUUUUUUUUCCAUAACACAGGAUGGAACAAUUGUACUUUCAAAGACACUUGACAGAGAGACACAUACCUGGCAUAAUAUAACUGUACUGGCAAAAGAGUAUGACAACACCAAUAUAUAUGGAAAGACAGGCAGCAGCAUGAUUGCUAUUAAUGUUCUCGACAUAAAUGACAAUGCUCCAGAAUUUGCAUACAAGUAUGAGCCUUUUGUUUGUGAAAAUGAUCAACCGGGAAAGUUAAUCCAAAUAAUCUCAGCUGUUGACAAAGAUGAGUUAAUACCUGGCACCAGUUUUACCUUCCGUUUACAUCAUGAUGAAAAUAAUUUCACACUGCAGAAUAAUUACGAUAUGACAGCAAACAUUACACUUCAACAAGCAGCCUUUAAAAGGGAAACUCUAGAAGAAUAUCUUCUCCCAAUUAUCAUCUCAGAUAAUGGGAAUCCACCAUUAAGCAGUACAAAUACUUUGACUAUCAAGGUGUGCAAAUGUAACGCUGAAGGAGGCUGUGAUAAUUUUCUGGCACUGCGCACUGGAGUCGGCAUUCAAGCACUGAUUGCUAUUCUUCUAUGCCUCCUUACAAUCAUAGUAAUUGUGCUGCUGCUUGCCUUGUAUCGAAGACGCAGAAAACAUGCUGUAGAUGAUCUUGGAAAAAGUACAGCAGAACUCUUUGAUGAGUAUGUUAGAUAUGAUGAAGAAGGUGGUGGAGAAAUGGACACAAAUAGCUAUGAUGUUUCUGUUUUAAAUUCUGUACGCAGGAAUGGUUUGAGACCCAUGAAGGGGGCACAGCCAGACAUUAGCCUAUAUUCCGAAGUUCAGAAGCCUUCUGGCAAUGCAGAUAUGGCACUAAUGAUUGAAAUAAAGAAGGAUGAGGCUGAUUAUGACAAAGAUGGCCUGCCCUAUGAUACCCUUCACAUAUAUGAUUUUGAAGGUUCAGACUCGGUUGCUGAGUCAUUAAGUUCUCUGCAAACAUGGUCUUCAGACUCUGACCAAGAUUAUGAUUUCUUAAAUGACUGGGGGCCUAGAUUUACAAUGUUAGCAGAGCUCUAUGGAUCACAGCCACUGAAAGAUCAUCCUCUGUGUUAGACAUAGAAAAUUUUCAGAGUCCAAACUGUUCCAUGUGUAUUGCACAUGUAACUUACUCAGAAACUAAGUACAUGUAUAGACUGAGUUUGGCUGUUGGUUCUGUGAAAUAGGAUAUACAUUUUGUAUUUCAAAAAAAAAAAAAAAAAAAGAAAUCAAACUUUGUUUUAUGAUUGCCUGUCAAAUGCUGUCACUGCAACAGUUUUUUUUUUGCAAUAAAUUGUUUUUCUCCUUA
Messenger RNA from Protopterus annectens (West African lungfish), 2748 nucleotides. RefSeq names its product cadherin 5 (gene CDH5). The transcript has 12 exons. The coding region runs from base 195 to 2516 and encodes 773 amino acids. Gene Ontology annotation, biological process: cell morphogenesis; homophilic cell-cell adhesion; adherens junction organization. NCBI's taxonomy places the organism in Eukaryota, Metazoa, Chordata, Ceratodontiformes, Protopteridae. Gene Ontology annotation, cellular component: adherens junction; catenin complex; bicellular tight junction. The record is from RefSeq and is a predicted model, not a curated record. Gene Ontology annotation, molecular function: cadherin binding; calcium ion binding.